CCACAGCAGGAUUGGACACGGCACCGCGCUCUGCGCACCAGGAUUUCCACGUGUGGAUUGGACACGGCACCGCGCUCUGCGCACCAGGAUUUCCACGUGUGGAUUGGACACGGCACCACGCUCUGCGCACCAGGAUUUCCACAGCCGGAUUGGACACGGCACCGCGCUCUGUGCACCAGGAUUUCCACAGCAGGAUUGGACACGGCACCGCGCUCUGCGCACCAGGAUUUCCAGCGGACACAGCGUCACUACGGGACCCCAGCCCUCCGGGACUCCAAUCCCUCGGGACCCCCAGCCACCCGGGACGCGCUGUCCCUGGAUCCCCCAGCCUUCCGGGACCCCCGAGCCCCCCGGACACGCUGUCCCCGGAUCCCCAGCCCCCCGGGACCCCCGUUCCCCGGACCCGCUGUCCCCGUUCCCUCCCGCCGCGCUCUUCACGUCCUUCCGCCGCCGCCUUCAAACCCGCCCCUCGGUUGGCACGCGCCGCCCGCCCAUUGGUCCCCGCUGCGGACGGCCCCGCCCCCACCCGGCUGCCGCCCUCCCCGCCGCGCUUACGCUGUUUCUCAUUGGCCAGCCACGCCGCCUGCCUGGCGGGCGGGGCGGGAGCUCAGCGCUGAUUGGCUGCCGGGCGCAGUGGGCGUUCGAGCGCGUGCGGGGCGGCGGCGAUCGGGCUAGACGGUUGUUGUGCGGGGGCGUUGUGAGGGGACACGGUGGUUCCCGGGGUGCGGACGGGCCGGGCCGGGGGUCGCCCUGCCGAGCAGAGAGCGGCCGUGCGGGCAGGGAGUGCGGGAAGGGGAGCGGCGGGGCUGGCGCCUCCGGCUUGUCAGGGGGAAGCUGAGGCAGCGCGGGCAGCGUGUGAACUCAGACAGGCUGCAGGUUCAAUGAGCCGCAGCGCUGGUGGAACGAUGAGUCUCUUGCAGAGCUCACGGGUGGACCUGGCGUUCAGUAAGAAUUCUCUUAAAGCCUUUCAUUUCUUUUGUGGCUAUUGCUGCUUUACGUGAAGCACCUGAUUCCAUUGGAGGCCCUGUGUGCGCAGGGGCACUUCUGCAGCGGCACCGGCGUCAGUGCCAGCGGCCGGGGCUCCUGCCCAGGGACACGGGCUCGUCCCGCCCCGCGCUGGGCAGGACACGGUGCGGCCUGCCGCGCUGGCACGGGACACACGGCGAAGAGAAUAGCAGUGAGUACGUACUUUAUCAAGAGAGUCUUGACAGUUAAUGAUGAAUCCUACUCCAGCUGUUGCCUUGUCAUGAUUUCUGGAAACCCUGGCUGUCUGUCUCUUCCCCUUUUCUGGUAAAGUUGUGGAUUUCUUGCCAGUAUGUUACAAUCAGGUGUUGAUUCUGGAGAUGUUGAACAUGCCCGAGGAAAGCUGUAAAUACAGUGAAACUGGUGAUUUGUAAAGUACAGCGACACGGACUGCAUCUCUGGUUUUCAGUACUUUGUUCUGAGUGGCAUUUGGGAAACGUAAAACAGGAAAAGCCAGCUGCAAGAAUUCGAAACUGGCUACAGGGUUAUGUUGUGGGUUUUUUUUAACAAAUUUAAUUAGACUCUGGAAAUAUAUUUUUUACCUUUGUAGCAUCUAUAAAAUUAACAAGAUUUGCAGAAACUGUUGUCAGCUGUAAUAGGAAAAAAAGCAAAAGUAACUUUGCCUUUGGUUCAGAGGCGGUAUUUCAGAACCAGAAAUGGAGAUGAAGCUUUGCGUGGGAGGGAGAUCAGCUCGGCACUGGGGAAGCUCCUUUUCCCUGGGUUUCCUGCAGCACAGACUCGGGCGUGGAUUCCAGAGAUUCUAAAAGGUCAGUUUAUCUGCCAGGCCCAGUGUAGAGCAGCUCGAGCUGCUGCUCCUGCAGAGGGACCGGAGCAGGAAGAGUCCCGGGCAGCUCUGCCCGCACGGCCCCGUCAGCCCAGGUUCUGGUGUUGGGUUGGUGUUCUGCACCCGCAGCUCUGGGUGAGACCCGGCCGGACGCGGUUCUGUCCCCUCGCGGUGUGACGGACGCGGCUCCGCUCCCGGGGACACGUCGGUACCUGUGACCCAGAGCUGGGCACGGCUCCGCGCUGGGACGCCUGUGCUGGGCACCAGCAGCACCUCAGACCACUGCCAACGAGACGCCUUUUCCACUGUCGUCUCGCGGGGGUGGGGGAGUGAGGAUAAAAGUGACAAAAGCAGCUGGAUAGUUCAACUUGUUUCAGAAAAGCCCCAACAUUCCAAAGCCAACCGCAAAGCCAAACAUAUCCCUGUGCAUGCGAGUUUUUCAGGCAGUUCUGGUGGACUGGAGAGUCUUUUAAAAAAAUGCAGUAAAGGCAGCAAGCAUGGGGACCAGCAGCCAGUAACAGCAGUGAGGCAAGUGUUGAUCGGUUAAAUCAGCUCGUCUCACGUUCUGAUAAUGCUCUGUUAACUUUCCAGCUGCCCGGCAUCCCGCCCAUCGGCUGCGGCAGCUCGGCCAGCUGUGCUCGUGUCUUUGGCUGGGGUUUGCUUGUUUGGUUUUGGUUGUUGUUUGUCGUGUGUGGGUUGUUUGUUUGUUUAACCAGGACUCAAAAUGAAUGGGGCAAAAGAGAAGAAGGAGAACUGGAAAGAGCAGGCCAGGCCGGAUAGACGCUUAGAAAUAAAUAUUUAGGGGUGGCAAUGGCACUUGCCACAGUAAUUAUCCACAUUUCCUACAGGUCUAUUCUAAUUAUAUACUAAUAAUUUAUCAAUUUCUUUCAAUAAUUUCAUGAAGAAAUAUGUUCAGAAAAUAUUUUAUUCUGAAAAAAUAUUCUAUAUUCGGGUAGUAUUUUCCUGCCCGCAAAGAAAAGCUGCUCUUACAGUUCAUCUUAUGAUUGUCUGGCUGAAAGACACGAUUUACAUACAAGUUUCCAGCAAAGCACAACAAGCCACAAUAAGUCACUGUUAGGGAACAGGCUGCCUUAGCUUAUCUAAUUACUGAGUAUACGGCUUCGUACAGAGCCUGGUUAUUAACGGCUGGUGUAGAACUCGCUCAGCAUAAGGGAGUUUGCCCAGCGCAGCGGUGAGCUGAGAACCCGCAGCCUUCUGUUUGUGAAGGACAAAGGGCUCAGAGCGCUCCGGACAGGGAGCUGCCGAGAGGGGAGCAGGACGGGCCUGACGGGACGGGACGGGACACACAGGGCUGGCGUGGAACCGCAAAUAACUUUUGAUCUGCAGCUGCAAAACAGGAACUUGCAGGUCAGGACUUGGACCGACGGCCCCAUCUGAGGAGAAUGAGAGAGAGAUUCCAUGGAGCAGGGAGAGCCCCGGCUCUAGUGGUUGUGCUAACACGAAUCAGCUUUGACCAGACCGAUUUUGAUAAGAAGAGAAACCUUUUAGGAACUAUUUAUAUAAUUGUAAAUAUUUUUUGAAAUAAGUUGUUUGGCAAUACAAAAACUAUGUUUUAACCUUAAAAAAUAGGUUUUCUGGUAACAUUUUGGCUACUUGAUAUUUCCAUUUGUUUCAUGGAUGAGAAUGUAAGACAGAGCUGCUGACCAGGACAAAACAAAGGGGUUUUUGUGGUGUGAUGACUUCCCGCUGUCCAACCUCAGGCUCUGCUGUGCAGAACCUCGCUGGGCUCCCCCGGCCCUCAGCGUCGCACACGGACACAAAGGGGAGAAAGCAGCUGGUUUGGGGACAGAAACGGAGAUGAAGUUUCUGUUCCUGGCCUGAAAACAGGCUCAUGUGGCCGACUUUGGGGCUCGGGAACAGGUUGAGUUGUGCGGCUUUGGGCUCAGAAAUAGAGGUCAAAUCCUGUGGUUUGGGACUGGAGAGCAGGCUCAGCAGCCGGGUUUGGGCUCAGAAACGGGCACUAAGUGAGCUGGUUUGGGGCCAAAAGCAGCAGCUUACACUCCUUAGAACAGUUAACUAAUCAAUCAUACAAACUCAGUAAUAUUUUUACAAUGUACAAUGAUGAUGUUUAAUCCCAAUAUUCAGUUUUUCGCAGCAAUUGGUUUAACAACCUUGUCAAAAGCCCGGACUGUUGGAAGCAGCUGGAGCUUGUCAGGGGAAUUAUAGAAUCAUUUGGUUUGGAAGAGACCCUCAGGAUCAUGGAGACCAACCCUAACCCACCCCAGCACUGCCCCCUGUCCUGAGAACCUCCUGUCCGUCUGUCCAGCCCUCCAGGGCUGGUGACUCCAGCACUGCCCUGGGCAGCCUGUUCCAAUGCCCCACAGCCCUUUGGGGAAGAAAUUGUUCCCACAUCCAACCUCAACCUCCCCUGGCGCAACUUGAGGCCGUUUCCUCUGCUCCUGGCGCUUGUUCCUGGGGAGCAGAGCCCGACCCCCCUGGCUCCAAGCUCCUUUCAGGCAGUUCAGAGAUCAGAAGGUCUCCCCUCAGCUCCUGUUCUCCAGCUGAACCCCCAGGUCCCUCAGCCGCUCCAUCACACUUGUGCUCCAACCCCUCACCAGCUCCGCUCCCUUCUCUCCACUCGCUCCAGCACCUCAAGGGAUGUCCUGCAGUGAUGGGCCCAAAACUGACCCCAGGAUUCAAGGUAUAACACAGUAUUCAAGAAGUACUGUUGAGCCUGACGCCAGCUCUUGCUCAGUUAGAAACAACCCAAGGUCUACUUCUCUGCACAGCUCUGUGUUUCCUCUUCAGAUUCUGUCAUGAGGAGUCCCCAGAGCUUCUCUCUGAGGACCUCCCUGGGUCUGAAUAACCGAGGAACAUCUCUGUAUCUGCCCAGAACCCAGGGAUGGCGGCACGCUGCUUUGGCGGCCCUGCCGGAGAACAAGCUCACCUGGGUGCUCGCAGGUCACCCGAGGCCUCUGCUAUGAGGCGGUUCACGACACCACCGGGCAAGCAGCCGUCCUCUCCCUGCAAGGCACGCUCCAGCUCCCGGUGUGUGUCCACCCGGUCGCCCUGGGGACAGACCACAAAGGGCAGCGAUGGGACUCGCUUUGCCCUCGUUCCCAGGGAGCCACCAGGGACCCACUGUCCUCCAAACCAUCUGUGGGACACGGGCACGAGGCACGGGCUGCAGGCAUCGCGUCGGGAGAGCCACGGGCAACGGCAAGAUCUUCUGCGGCAGCUCUGAGACAAGCAGAGAGCCAGGGCGGGACACGGACCCCACGAGGGGAAGAGGCCGUGGGGGUCACUCCUGAGGACGGGGAAGGUGGCGGUCAGACGGAAGGUGCCAGGCGGGCAAGGGGAGGGCGUGGGGACCAGCCCCUGCCCCGAGGAGGAGAAGCCAUGAGCACCCUGCACCCGGUGUCGCUCCUCGCACAGGCAGGAGCCCCGCGCUGCUGGGACAGCUCCAAACCAAAGCUCAGGAGGGGCCUUGGGUAGCUGGGGAAGGGCGCUGGGGAGAAGCUGGGGCUGACGGCAGAGGCCCUGCCCUGCCCGGGAGAGAGCUGAGAGCUCCUGGGGACAGGAGGGAGGCAGCAGCGACAUUAGUCCCACCUGAGCGGCAGGAUCAGCGCUUGGGGACACAGCUUGCGGGGCAGAGAUGGCGUCAGACAAGAUCCCUCCUCUGCCGUGGAACCUCUUGUGUUUGAACCCAUUACCCCUUGUCCUCAUUGGUUGUCACCAGAAGAGCCUGGCUCCAUCCUCCUCACACUCACCCUUUCCAUAUUGAUCCCCAUGAGUGAGUCCCCCCUCAGUCUCCUCUUGUCCAGCUCCAGAGCCCCAGCUCCCUCAGCCUUUCCUCACACGGGAGAUGCUCCACUCCCUCCAGCAUCUUGGUGGCUGCGCUGGACUCUCUCCAGCAGUUCCCUGUCCUGCUGGAACUGAGGGGCCACAGCUGGACACAAUAUUCCAGGUGUGGUCUCCCCAGGGCAGAGCAGAGGGGCAGGAGAACCUCUCUGACCUACUGACCACCCCCUUCUAACCCACCCCAGGUACCAUUGGCUUCCUGGCCACAAGGGCCCAGUGCUGGCUCAUGGUCACCCUGCUGUCCCCAGGACCCCCAGGUCCCUUUCCCCUACGCUGCUCUCUAAUAGGUCAUUCCCCAACUUACACUGAACCUGGGGUUGUUCCUGCCCAGAUUCAAGACUCUGCACUUGCCCUUGUUCUAUUUCAUUAAAUGUUUCCCCACCCAGAUUUGCCCAGACUAGAUGAUCUUUCGAGGUCCCUUCCAAUCUCUAACAUUGGGGGGGUGGGGGGGGCCGGUGCCGGGCGCGGGGGGGGAGGGGGCGGUGGCGGACGCGGACGGGAUUGGCUCCUGCGCGGGAUGGGCGGGGCCACGCUGCAGAAGCGCGCGGGCCGAGGAGCGCGUGCCGGCGGUGCGGCGGCGGGAGCAGCGCGCGAGGAGCGGCGGGGCCGGCGAAGAGGCGGUUGACCUGCAAUUCCAGAGCGAGGAGAAGCAGAACUUGGCAUGGCCUCUGAAAUCCUCCUUUAAUCUGGGCUCAGGUUCAGAAUACUGGGAAUUCCAAGCUUCAAGUUUCCUGUGGAACGUUGCGGGAGACCUCGAUAACGUGGCACUGAGGGAGCACCUGACCGAACGGAGGAGCAAGUGGACGGGAAGCUCCUGCGCCACACACAGAUCACAUUUAUCGCUCUCGCCCUCAGAGACCCGGAGAUCCAAACCGUUCGCAUGGUGCCUUGAAGCAGCCUGUGCUCAUGCGCUUCUCCAGGGGGAAGGCGGAAUGGCAGUGACUGGCCACGUGGAGCCACAGGGUGCACACUCUGCAGCUGUCAAGCCCAGCUCUGCGUCAGCUCACACCUGCGGUUUUGCGCCGCACGCGCGGAUUUGAGUUGUCGCUGGUUGUUGCAGCGUUUGGCUUUGGUGAGGACAGCGUGUGUUUGUCAGCAGUUGGUGUAGGUGGAAUCUGGAGGAGAAAGCGAUAUUUCCGUGCCAGAACUGGUUGGUGUUUGCAUGGUAUUGUGGCGGUUGUUCCCGCAGGCGAUCAGUGCUGGAGUGUUAUUGCAGGAAAGGGGAUUUUGGAGCUUGUCUGUGAGGUGCACCAGAGGCAGCAGCUGAAAGCGAAAGGCUGAGAUUUGGAGGGUUUGUGGGUGGUUUUGGGCGGUUGUCAGUUGAAGAGUUGGCUGUUUGCAGGUGAGGUGUAGGGCAGAGGGUGAAGCUGACCUUGCCUGGGCGGCGCAACUGGCUGGGUGUGCAGAGCUGAGGAGAGCGGGCUGCUGCGGGUGACCCUAAAGCUGGAGAACCGGCCGGCAGCUCCAGAGGCUCCCGCUGCCGGGCAGGGCCGUGCAGGCCAGUGCCCUGGGGCACAGCGACGUGACCUCCGCAAGGACCAAAGAGCAGGUGAGGGCCGUGGGCAUUUGUACUGAGCUGUGACAUCUCUAACCUGUGACAUUGGGGUCCAGCAAGUACCAAAGAGCAGGUGAGGGCCGUGGGCGUUUGUACUGAGCUGUGACAUCUCUAACCUGUGACAUUGGGGUCCAGCAAGUACCAAAGAGCAGGCGAGGACCGUGGGCAUUUGUACUGAGCUGUGACAUCUCUAACCUGUGACAUUGGGGUCCAGCAAGUACCAAAGAGCAGGUGAGGGCCGUGGGCAUUUGUACUGAGCUGUGACAUCUCUGACCCGUGACAUUGGGGUCCAGCAAGUACCAAAGAGCAGGUGAGGACCGUGGGCAUUUGUACUGAGCUGUGACAUCUCUAACCGGUGACAUUGGGGUCCAGCAAGUACCAAAGAGCAGGUGAGGACCGUGGGCAUUUGUACUGAGCUGUGACAUCUCUGACCCGUGACAUUGGGGUCCAGCAAGUACCAAAGAGCAGGUGAGGACCGUGGGCGUUUGUACUGAGCUGUGACAUCUCUAACCCGUGACAUUGGGGUCCAGCAAGUACCAAAGAGCAGGUGAGGACCGUGGGCGUUUGUACUGAGCUGUGACAUCUCUAACCGGUGACAUUGGGGUCCAGCAAGGACCAAAGAGCAGGUGAGGACCGUGGGCGUUUGUACUGAGCUGUGACAUCUCUAACCCGUGACAUUGGGGUCCAGCAAGUACCAAAGAGCAGGUGAGGACCGUGGGCGUUUGUACUGAGCUGUGACAUCUCUAAGGCGUGUGCGAGGGGCUGGGGCCAAGGCAAGGUGGAGCAGCGUGCAAAGGAAAAAGGAAGCAGAGGAAGACGGUGAGCCUGCGAGGAAGAGUGUAGCGAGUCGGGCGUGGACUCACGGGGAGCAGCGUGCAAAGGAAAAGCGAGGAAGGAGGCAGAGUGAUGGAUACAGAGGGUUGGAGCGCACCUGCCGGUCAGGAGGGAUCAGGGAAGAAGACACCGGUGGUGGAACCGCAGGUCAGGAGAGCUCAAGGAGGGAGAAAGGUGACUGUGGCCAUAUGGGUUUUUCUAGCUCACACACCAAUGAAAACAGUUUGGAUAAUAAAAGAAAUGUAUGCAAAACCGAUAAGUAAAGGCAGAGAAUGUUUAUAUGCGAUGUAUGGGAUAGACCUGAAGGUGUAUUUAUUCCUACGACAAAGGAGAAUUUGCAAUGGUAAUUAACUGAGGAUGUGAAUUUCCAGAUUGCAUUGGCAACAUACGCGGGGAACAUAUCAGUUUAUUACCCUCAACAUAAAGUGUGGGCUGAAACUGGUAAUUUACCGUUGUGCAGCAAACGCUGCUGUCAGCAACGACCAGUAAGUGACAAGACUGUAAUUACUGAUGGCUCUGGUCGCUCACGUGAGUUGUAAUGACGUGGCUGAACUCAGAUACCCAGUGCUGCAAACACAAGGUAGAGAAAGAGACCAAGGGUCCAACAAGUUCCUGAGCUGACAGCUGUUGGGAUCGCUGUGAGGUGUUCUGUGACAAACCUUGGAAUGUUGGAACUGGCUCAUAUUUUGCAGCUGGCGUACUUAACCGCCUGGAAGCUUCUUUUCUUAAGGAAGAGGAUAAUCCUCUUUCGAUGGCUGAAUUGAGAAUGCUAUGGUUUCUAAUAAAUCACAGACAUCAUGGUUUUUAUGCAAUGCACACCCGCUCUCGCACGGCCCUUCCAGGACCUCUUGCGGAAGGCAAUAGGAGGGCCGAUGCACAAGCUGUGCUGCUCUCUGUGCCUGAAGCCUUGCAGCAAGCUAAAUGAUCACAUGAAUCCUUUCACCAGAGUGCAAAGGCGUUAAAACGACAAUUUCAAAUGACAGUGGAUCAGGCCAGGAGCGUUCUUAUGUCCUGCCCUGACUGCCAGCAGUCGGCACCCGUGCCGUGCACAGAGGGUGUGAAUGCAGGAGGGAUUGCUGCCAGUGAAGUACGGCCAGCUGGGGUAACGCGUUGUUCUGAAUGGGGUAAAUACGUACGUGUUUCUGUACGCGCUCAUUCCGGAUUUCUCGUUGCUGCUGCACACGCUGGUGAAAGAGCACGAGACGUCUGUGACGUUGGUUGACAUGUUUACGGUUUGAGGAGUUCCACGAUAUGUAAAACCAGAGGAAAGCGGAACGCACGCUGGAUUAGAGGAGCGAUCCCCCGAGUGCCCAGCGCGCUGUAAUAGAAGUGCCUGCUGUUUAACACUUUCAAAACAGUGAUAGCGAGUCUGUUUGCCGACUUUCCGGUAUCAUGUUCUGGUGACGAGGAUGGGAUGAUCUGCCUGACCUGCCGUGGUCCCCAGGGUCUCUGGGACCUUGUGCCGGCACCGGGGAGUUCCCGGAAGGGACCACGGAUCCUGGGACCAGCUCGGACGCGGGUGAAACCCCAUCAGUGAGAUGAGGCGCUUUCACUGUCUGGUUGGGCUGGCACGCUGCCUGCGCGAGACGUGGGCGACACGGCGCGUGGGGUCUGCGCGUUCGCGUCUGCGCGUUUGGGUAAACCGGGGAACUUCAAAAGAAAUAAAAAAUUAAAGAGGAAAAUGAGAAAACUAUAAAUAAAAGAAAACACGAGGGAACAGUAAUUUGGUAAAGGUACCUGUAGUGAUUUUGCUGUUUUUGCCUUAGCGAUUGUAGGAUUGUGUCCUCAGUGAAAUGUUGUUGUUGUUACUUGUGUCUUGGGUGAUUUUAUAGUCCAGUACUUACAGUUCUCCAAUUGUCUGUUACUGUGAUUGUGAAACAGGUGGUGGUACAACUGACAGGAGGGAUUUGGAAGAAAUUCCCCCCGGUUGUAUUUUGUGACACUGGAAAAGGAUCGUUUGACUCGCUGGGGAACAGCAACCAGGGGAAUCUGAUUGAAUAUUGUAAUUAAUGGUGGCCACUGUAAAUAAUAUUAACAUGCUGCACAGGUCUAGGUGGGUAUACUUUGAGAUGUGUAGUAUAGUACCGCACUACAUGUAAUAUAUAAUAAGAUACAUAUUUUAAAUCACAUAUUGCUUAUUACAUAAUGUGUAUUACACAAUACAUAAUGUUACAUAUGCAUUGUAUUUAUCCCCGUCAGAUCCAUUUGUUUUGAAAAAGGAUAAUCAGAAGUUGAAACCAGUAAAAGGUUUGUUGAAGAGCAGCUAUUGGUGUAGAGUACACAGAGCACACGGGAUCAGAACUGUCCCGCGGUCGGUCCAGGGUGGCAUCCUGAUGUCCUUACAUCGGGGACAGGCUGCAUUGCUAUGGACGGUGCAUUUCAUACGGGAUUAGACGCGCUGUGCCUAAAGCUGUAAAUACGCCAAAACCUUCUGAGAUUAAACAGGAUCGUGAGGAGUCUCCCACUGAGUUUUUACACCGUCUUAAACCGACAGCUCAGAAAUAUAUUAAUAUAGGUCCUGACUUGGAGAACAGAGAAAUAGAAUUCUUAGUUGACUGGGUGCUCAUUAUUCUGUGUUAAACACUGUGCAGGGAAUAUUAAGUAGCGAUUCUGUAACAGUUAUGGGUGCCACAAAAACUGCAAAACACGGCCCUUUAACCCGCUGCUUAGAAUGUUUGUGUGUGGAGUCUGGUACUUAUUGAUUGUGUGCCGUGUGUCUUCUCUUGUGCACAACGAAUGGUUGACAGAAGCUUUAGUGGUGCAGUGGCUGUGCAGUUACACGCUGCUGUGGCUGCAGUUGUUGAACAAAGAAGGGGAGAUGUGGCCGGGUUGUGACAUCAGUUGUGAGAAACUGCAAGAGUCACAGCGUGAGAACAAGCGCUGGUGGAACAACACAAGCAGCAAGGACUGUGUGGGACAUGAACUGUCAGGGACAGAGGGACUGAUACGGGAUCGGUACAUCAGGGACAGGGAUUGAUACGGGAUCGGUACAUCAGGGACAGAGGGAUUGAUACGGGAUUGGUACAUCAGGGACAGGGAUUGAUACGGGAUUGGGACAUCAGGGACAGGGAUUGAUAUGGGAUCGGUACAUCAGGGACAGGGAUUGAUACGGGAUCGGUACAUCAGGGACAGAGGGAUUGAUACGGGAUUGGGACAUCAGGGACAGGGAUUGAUACAGGAUUGGGACAUCAGGGACAGGGAUUGAUAUGGGAUCGGUACAUCAGGGACAGAGGGAUUGAUACGGGAUCGGUACAUCAGGGACAGAGGGAUUGAUACGGGAUCGGUACAUCAGGGACAGGGAUUGAUAUGGGAUCGGUACAUCAGGGACAGGGAUUGAUACGGGAUCGGUACAUCAGGGACAGAGGGAUUGAUACGGGAUUGGUACAUCGGGAACAGAGGGAUUGAUACGGGAUUGGUACAUCAGGGACAAAGGGAUUGAUAAACAGGGACAGGGGUUGAUACGGGAUUGGUACAUGAGGGACAGAGGUUCGUGAUGUUUCAAAUGCAAACCUGAGUUUGUAUUAAAUGUCUCUUCGCAUCUCAAAGAGUGUCUGUGCCUCACUUGCUACACCCCUUUAUCUGUUUCCCAAAUUGCGAUUUAAACUGUAUUUACCAUUGUAAAAAUAAAGCUUUCCCCCCUUAAUUUUUGUCACAUAUUGUAAUUAGAAUUAAUAGACAUAUUGAAGCCCGUCCUAGCUGAACUGGAGAAAAGACAGCAGCCAUGUGUAUUUUUAAAUAAAGAGUAAAUCAAGUCUGCUA
Molecule: messenger RNA, 11777 nt
Organism: Columba livia (rock pigeon)
Lineage: Eukaryota; Metazoa; Chordata; Aves; Columbiformes; Columbidae
Exons: 6
Coding region: 6031-6669 (212 amino acids)
Source: RefSeq, a predicted model, not a curated record